UAUUUUUUAAAAAAUAUUAACAAUAACAUAAUUUUUCUGAAUUUGCAAUAUUGUGGGGAUAAAUAAUGUGAUUUCAGUUGCAAGUUAAAAUUUUAUCGUCAUUUGAAUGAAAAGAAUGGGCUAUAAAGCAGCUGUUCAAGUUUUAAAGCAAGCAGAAGAUUUGAAAAUAAAGGUGUCGAGGAAAUGCGACUGGCUAAAUAAUGCUGAAGCUUGGACAGAUCAGCAAAAACUGCAAACCAUCUAUCAUCAAGUAUUAGUCUUAGAUCUGGAAUAUGCACUUGAUAAAAAGGUAGAACAAGAUCUAUGGAAUAUUGGAUUUAAAAACCACAUAUCUAGUUUACAAGAACAAGCUAGAGAUAAAAAGAACCCACAUCGCUCAGAUUGUCAAGCACUUUUAACUUGGGCCUUGGAAUCAGCAUCUGGUUUUUAUAUCACCCUAUUGCAAGAGUUGUGUAAUACUUUCGAUGUUGACCUACCAUUUCGUAGAAGAGGAAACAUUUUUGGACAAACUGUUCCUAAUUCUGAACUAAAUUGUUUGCCACAGACUUCUUCUUGUUUAUAUGUAUGCCAAUAUUGUCUAGUUCAUUUGGGGGAUAUAGCUAGAUACAGAAAUCAAAGGAAACAAGCUGAGAGCUUUUACAAGCAAGCUAUUUUGGUCUCUCCAACCAGUGGUCAUCCAUAUAACCAACUUGCCCUGCUAGAGGCUAGUCAAGGGAAUAAACUUUCCACUGUAUUUUAUUAUAUAAGAGGUAUUGCUGUGAAAAAUCCCUUUCCUGCUUCUGCUACCAACUUAGCUUGCACUUUGAGUUCUGCUGUAGACAAGGACAGUCCUUCAGAGAAAAUCCAAACAAAGAUGACCGUCAAUGAGUACAUCCAACUUUUUCUAUGCACACAUGGUUAUUUUCAUGCAGUAAUGGAAUUAAAACAAGCAGAAUUGUCAGUGAAAAGCUUAAAUUCCGUAAUGACAGCUUUGGUAGCCACCCAAAGUUUCACCAGAGACAUGCUCAUCAAAUUAACUACGAUCAACUUGUAUGCCUUUUAUCAUGUCAGUUCUGAUUUAAAUAAUAUACACGAGUUGACUAACGAUGAGAAAAAGGUUAGAGAGCUUGUAUUGGAGUUAAUAGCAGGGUCUCUGUGUGCAUAUUUGGUGCCGGUACAUACUCUUAAAAUGGACGAAGGGCUUAUGGACUAUUAUGCUCUGCCAGCUGUAAAAAUAUUGCUGUAUUUUAUACAAAAUGACUCCGCUGUAUUGAAAGAAAAAGUCUUCACUAAUCGACUGCAAAUAUGGCCAAGUCUAGUCAAAUUGUUAAAUAGUGUCCAGCAGUACAUCAAAGGAUUCAAUUUUAACAAAUAUACUAAAGUGCCAUUGUCGGAGGAUAAAAUGCUUGAGGGUUUUUUACCGCUGUCCAAAAAUUUUAAGGAAUUUGAUUUCAAAGAUGAGAUUGACGAUGUUAAAAUUGAAAGACUGGUUAGAAUGAGACGUAUAAUUAAAAUAAGCUUAUGGUUGACUGAUUUAGAUGUAAAUGGAAAUAAAUUGAUAUUAAAGAAUGAAAUUAAUGGUGAUACUAUUUUUGAACCUGUUUGUAUACAACCUGAUCCGACCAAUGAUUUAUUAGAAGAAAUGAAAUCUUUUAGUGUAGCUGAUAAUACUGAAAAUACCGCCAAGAAAAACUUGGAGAAGAAGGCGGGUAUUCUUAAACCGCAGGGUUCUUUAGAAAAGUCUAGGGAGGAGAGAGAAAUGUUGAAUAAUACCACAACAGAUUCUCCUUCCAUUGGCAAUUUUAAUUCGAUUGCUAUCAAAGUCGAUAAUUCAAAAAACAAAAGAAGUAAACAAAAUGUGGCGUUGCAGUCUAUAUUUAAGAAAAUGGAAGAAAGUAGCAAACAAGUUAAAUUCAUAGUUGAUGAUUCCGACAAAGAAAAGUCGGUGAAAUACGACUCGAUACCCGCUCAACAGAACCAAAAACCCCAACAACCUCCAAAUCAACUCUUCAACCAAUCUCUAAGAAACCAACCUUUUAACCAACCUUUAAAUCAACCUUUAAACCCGUCUUUCCCUAUAGCUCCUCCGUCGCAACCAGACUACUUAACGGCGCUCAGAAACAUGCCCAACAUGCAAAUCGGCGACAAUAAUUACCAAUACCAGAAAAAAGAUCCCAGCAUUCCUAAUAUCGGUGUCCAAAUUAUGCCACCGUAUCAAAACAUGCAUCAAAAUAUUCAAGGUAUCCCAAAUAAUAUCCCGAACAAAAACGUUCCUGUGAAUAUGAACGUUAAUUCGAUCAAUCAAAAAGCUCCGAUGUCUUAUCAAAAUUCUUUUCCUUCUACUCCUUAUCAAAAUGUUUCCUUUCCCUCAUCUCAUCCUUUUAAUGCAUGGAAGAGGGAUGAUGUUCCGCUGAUGCCUAAUCCUAGUUGGUGGCAAAAUAACCAGCAAACGCCACAACAGAAUUAUCGUCCAGAUUAUCCCUUAAAUUAUAAUCCAUCAUUUUCGGGGAACGUGUCUGCUAAUUAUAUGCAACAGGGUCUAACUAGUAAGCCGACCAACCAAACUAACAACGGGGAUCUUUUUGGUUCCCCUUGGAGCAAUUAUUUGGGUAAUUUCAUGAACGAAGGACCUAAUACGGGUAGUAGUAAUAUGGGUUUCGAAAACACUAGUCAGGGUAUGUCUGUUAGACAGGCGAUGCUUAAAGAGGCAAAUUUACCAGGAGCACCAGUUGGAUCGCGUAGUGGUAAUUUGGGAAGAUUACCAAAUGUCAAUCAACCUCCACCCCAAGACCAUUCUUUUGCUCAAACUCAAAACUCCACUCCUGGAUACUCGUUAUUCAACAACAGCUGGACUCCCAAUCUUCCAGGGCAACUCAGAAACAACAAACCUGCCGAAAACAGUUUGAGCCACCUACCCCAGCAGUCGUUGUUCAGCGGCCAAGGACCGAAAUCGUUAGCUCAGCUACUGGAACAACAGAGCCAGUUAUCCAAGAACGAUCUGUAAGAGUAAAACGUUACGAGACGGUGACGAAUGUUAAAAUUUUAAAAGGGAGAAUACGAUUACGACGAGACAAUAUUUCAUAUCCAAGAG
This is a messenger RNA of Psylliodes chrysocephalus, 3070 nucleotides long. The record is from the annotation of a GenBank genome assembly. NCBI's taxonomy places the organism in Eukaryota, Metazoa, Arthropoda, Insecta, Coleoptera, Chrysomelidae.